AUGGCGGGGGCCGCCAUAAAUGCCGAGGCUGAAUUAGCUAAAAUGAUGGACCCUUGGCGCUCUGGUGCCCGGGGCGGCUUGCCUGAUCUAAACGAGCCCCCACCGCCUAUAGACGAAGAAUUAGAGGAGAAUGCAGAUGCUGCCCAGGCCCCCAAAAUAAUAAGCAAAGCUUCCCUGGACUCCUCAAUAUCCAAAUUGGAGAAUUUUCUUCGAGCAAAAGACGAAGCAGAGGCUUCUGGUUCAGGGGGGCUUACCACCGCUGCUUCUGAAGGUAAGGAGGAUAUUCUUCGUUGGGGAUGCUUUAAUCAUUUAAUAAUGGAACUAAAAUACUGUGGCGACGACAACGGAAUGAUUCAUAAUCACGCAAAAUGGCGCGCUGCCUGCUUAAAGGUAGUCACACUGGAAAAUACAGACUUGAAUUAUCUUAGAAAUAUGCGUUCAGAGCUAAAGGAAAAGGGCGUGGAAAGCCCGUUAUUCAAAGAAGUUGUCAAAGCCUUAGUCAAACAGGGGGUGGGACGCAGUUCUUAA
Messenger RNA from Oldenlandia corymbosa var. corymbosa, 528 nucleotides. The record is from the annotation of a GenBank genome assembly. Lineage: Eukaryota; Viridiplantae; Streptophyta; Magnoliopsida; Gentianales; Rubiaceae.